GUGUGGUUCAGUUGGAAGAGGCAGCCUCAGGAGAAGGAGCUCUUCUUGUGGCAGUGAGUUCCGCAGGAUUGCGUUCCCUUGGACAAAUGGGUCCCUUAAUUUAGAAAGACUCAGAGUUGUGGUGUCUCCCUAACAAGCCUAUGCCACACAGUCACCAGGAUGGCCACCAGAGUGAGACAGGCCAGUAAGAAAUGCACCGUAAUCGGCGGCUCAGGGUUCUUGGGUCAGCACUUGGUGGAGCACCUGCUGGAGAGAGGUUACGCCGUCAACGUAUUCGAUAUCCGCAAGGGCUUUGAAAACAACAAGGUCCAGUUUUUCCUGGGCGAUCUCUGUUGCAAAGAGGAUCUGCUUCCAUCUUUGCAAGGGGUGAUGUUGGUAUUUCACUGUGCUUCCCCAGCACCUUCCAGCAACAACAGAGACCUGUUCUACAAAGUCAACUAUCUGGGAACAAAAGCAGUAAUUGAGGCUUGUAAAGAAGCCGGGGUCCAGAAACUAGUGUUGACCAGCAGCGCCAGUGUUGUCUUCGAAGGCACAGACAUCAAGAAUGGUACUGAAGAUCUCCCGUAUGCAAAGAAACCCAUCGACUACUAUACAGAAACAAAGAUUUUGCAAGAGAAGGAGGUGCUGAGUGCCAAUGACCCAGAGAGGAACUUCUUCACCGUCGCUAUUCGUCCCCAUGGCAUAUUUGGGCCACGGGAUCCCCAGAUGGUGCCUAUCCUUGUUCAGGCAGCCAAGAGUGGCAAGAUGAAGUUCAUCAUCGGUGAUGGGAAGAACUUGGUGGAUUUUACCUUUGUUGAAAAUGUGGUCCAUGGGCACAUCCUGGCUGCAGAGCAACUUCAGACAGAUUCUCCCCUGUGUGGGAAGGCAUUUCACAUUACAAAUGAUGAGCCAAUCCCCUUUUGGGAAUUCAUGUCUUGCAUUCUGACCGGCCUGGGCUACGAUGCUCCCAAAUACCACAUUCCCUACUGGCUAGCCUAUUACUUGGCUUUCCUCUUGUCUCUGGUUCUGUUGCUGCUGAGCCCCUUCAUCACAGUCAAGCCCACCUUCACCCCCAUGCGGGUGGCACUUGCUGGGACAUACCACUACUACAGCUGCCAGCAAGCUAAAAAGCACAUGGGCUACAAGCCGCUAGUUAGCCUGCAUGAAGCUGUGGCAAAGACAAUUGAGAGCUACCCUCACCUCCGAUGUUCUGUAUAGCUAUUGAAGACUCAAGAAAACCACAAGAAGCUCUGCCACAGAUUUGAUUUUGGCUAUUUGGUCUCUCACCCUUCCCUCUGGCCUCCAUGACCAGAGUCUGAAACAACUCUGCCAUAGCAGCCACUGCUGGUUGAUGUACUGUGACCAGAAGCCUUGACAUGGUGUUUGUCUUAGAUGACCUGAAUCUUAUGCAGUUCCUUUAAAUCCUGCAGCAGAGUCAGUUGCAGCAUUCCAGCCCUGGUUGGCUCUUUACCAGUCACCAUUCAAAGGGAGGUAAAAAUGUGACUUACCGAUGUUUCUUCGUGAUCUAGCCUGAUUGUUUCCUACAACUUCUGAAUCUAAAUACCAGAUGGAAGUAGCAUUGUGUUUUGAUCUAAGAUCCUACAAGGAAGUAAUGGACCAUUUCGAUGGGAGCUGGAACAGACUGAUUUACUUUAACUGUAGUCAAGCAUUUUUAAAUUACGCAUUUCCACAGCCUUUCUAAAGAAAUCCAUAGUUCAUUUGUUACCAAAGUGGAAAGACUAGUUCAACAAUACUAAAACUACAACUCUGAAUCCUUUUCUGGAAGUAUCUCCUUGUAAGCUAGUAUCUACUUUCAGGAAACCCUCAAAUCUGGCAUGAACAUCAGUUAUCAACUUGCCCAAAUACAGACAGAUGUUUUCUUUCUCAACAAAUGCAAGCAACAGGAUGUUAUUCUUAAAGGCCUGUGUCUGUUGAAUUGACAUUCUCACAUACCAAUGGCAUAUAUGUGUCUCUGGUUUCCAUUCCACUAAAUGCAUCUGAGGAAGUUGACUGAAGUCUACAAAAGCUCAUGCUGCCAACUUCUUUCUUUCAGUUAGUCUCAAAGAUGCUACAAGAUCUCUCUACAUAUAUAGUCAGCUAUAAGUCAAAAAAUUAUGCCCAAAAAUUGACCCUAAAAUCCUGGGUCGGCUUGUAUAUGGGUCAGUACAGAAAUAUUCCCACAAUUUACUUACAAGCUAUGAUACAGUUGCCCAGUCCCAUUCCAAUUUAAGACAUACAUGGAAAAUAUUUUCUGGCAGGGACGAGAGGAUUGUGGGGGCCACACUCCAGCUAUGGCUGAAGACUACAAGGUUGGGCCAAAAUAAUGCAGGUUCAUAACACAUGGAAGGCUCUGGCUCAGAUGGCACUGCCUCCCAGAGAAGGGCAGGGAUGGGUGCAAAAGAAAGAAGGGGUUGAUACAGGAAAAGAGAGAUCCACCAGGGGAUUAACAGACUAAAUUCAGCAAGGACAGGGGAACAAGGGUGGUCAGAGGCAACAAGUGGCCCAUGGGCUGGAGUUUUUGCAAAGCUGAUAUUAGCAAUUGCUAUUUCUGACAUUCUUUCCCAUUUUCUUUGGGGGUUUUGUAGUACAAGAGUGUAGCCUCUUUAAUCAAGGUCCACCCUUAUUACAUAUGUACAGUACAUGUACACUGAUUUCUGGCCACUAAUGGAACAAUUUGAAAAAAUGCAGGGAUUUCCAAGAAGUGUUUCUCCAAAUAUUCCUAAUGGCAGCCGGUUCUAUAUUAAUAUUAACAUUAUUAAUAGUUCAAAUGCAAAUGGUAAAUCUGAAAUUCUUUCCUAUUGCUGCGGCUGGUCACAGCAUUUUCUUUGGGGCUUUAUGAGUAUACAGUAGUAUGAAAAAGUAGCAUCUUUAACCAAGAUCUGCUCUAUUCUUAUGUUUUAUAAUAUAAAAAUUACAUAUGUACAUGACAUUGAUUUCUGUACACUUACGGAACAAUUUGAAAAUCUGCCUGCAAAGCUGCCUCAGGAGAAAAUGUGAACCUUACUUAGCCUAUGGCCAUCUCAUCUGAUCCCAGCCUGUGCCUCACACCUUAAGAAGGAGAAGUAUCAUGAAAAAAGAAACAGCAUGAGGAGGAAGGAGUUAGGAGAACUUGAUUUAUUUUCUUUGGAAUCCCAUUUUAAAGAUCAAUUUUGAAAAUAAAAGACCAUUGCAAAUA
Sceloporus undulatus (fence lizard) is the source of this 3154-nucleotide messenger RNA. RefSeq names its product NAD(P) dependent steroid dehydrogenase-like (gene NSDHL). The record is from RefSeq and is a predicted model, not a curated record. NCBI's taxonomy places the organism in Eukaryota, Metazoa, Chordata, Lepidosauria, Squamata, Phrynosomatidae. Bases 160 to 1197 code for a protein of 345 amino acids. Gene Ontology annotation, biological process: steroid biosynthetic process. The transcript has 8 exons. Gene Ontology annotation, molecular function: 3-beta-hydroxy-Delta5-steroid dehydrogenase (NAD+) activity.